Anopheles nili is the source of this 1387-nucleotide messenger RNA. Its product is annotated as carboxypeptidase B-like. Gene Ontology annotation, molecular function: metallocarboxypeptidase activity; zinc ion binding. NCBI's taxonomy places the organism in Eukaryota, Metazoa, Arthropoda, Insecta, Diptera, Culicidae. The transcript is spliced from 3 exons. Gene Ontology annotation, biological process: proteolysis. The coding region runs from base 13 to 1263 and encodes 416 amino acids. The record is from RefSeq and is a predicted model, not a curated record.
CCGGAAGCACAGAUGGCCGAGUACCUCAGCGAAACCACGCACGGAUUCCUCACGAUGGCAGACUACAAACUGUUUGCUGUACAGCAGGAUGAUCAGCUUCAGGUGGACUUCCUGCGAGGACUACAGCAAUCGCACGAGGAUCUUGACUUCUGGAAGCUCGAUCGGUUGAUCGGGUCGGAGGCUAGCGUCCUGGUGCCACCGGGACAAGUGAACACCUUCAAGCAGCAGCUCAACACUCAACACAUCCGACACCGAGAGCUUAUCUCUGACUACGAUCGUGUGCAAGAUGACUACAUGCUUAGUGCAAAGCGAUCCUCAAAGACAGACAAUCCGAUCCUGACGAAGUACCUCCGGUACAAUGAGAUGGUCACGUACAUCGAUUCGCUUGCCAAGAAACACCCAGACCUGGUGAGCGUGUCGGAGAUCGGUAAAUCCUUCGAAGGACGUCCAAUUCCUGGCGUCACAAUUCGCUCUCCUCAGAGCUACCGUGCUCAGGCGCACCAGAACGGUUCCCAACCGAUCGUCUUCAUCGACGCUGGAAUUCACGCCCGUGAAUGGGCCGCUCCGGCUAUGGCAAUGUACUUGAUCAGCGAGUUGGUGGAGAAUGCUGCCCAAAAUGCGGACCUGCUGGAAGGUCUCACGUGGGUGAUCGUCCCGAUAGCAAACCCAGACGGGUACGAAUACAGUCACGAACAUGAGAGGCUCUGGCGUAAAACCCGUCGUCCAGCAGGACGUAACUGUUUCGGUAUCGACGGAAACCGCAACUACGACUUCCACUGGGCUGAGGUUGGCUCCUCAAACACACCCUGCUCGGAGACGUUCCACGGAGAACACUCAUUCUCGGAACCGGAAACGCGCGCCAUUCGGGACGAGCUGUUGCGAUUGAAGGGUCGUUGCAAGUUCUACGUGUCACUGCACUCGUACGGCGAGUACCUGCUGUAUCCUUGGGGUUGGACGUCCGAUCUGCCAGUUGGCUGGGAAAAGAUGGACGCCGUUGCCAAGGUUGGAGCACAGGCCAUCGAGGAAGCCACCGGAACGUCGUACUCGGUUGGCAGUUCGACAAAUGUCCUGUACGCGGCCGCAGGAGGUAGCGAUGACUAUGCGUUCGCAGUCGCUGAUGUACCGAUCUCGAUGACGAUGGAGCUGCCAGGAGGUGGAUCGGCUGGAUUUAACCCACCACCGACCCGAAUCGAGGAAAUCGUCAAGGAAACGUUCGUCGGCAUCCGCGCAAUGGCACUCGAGGUGAAGAAAAUCUACUCCUAGACGUGUGACAGCUCGAAUAGGUCCGAUAUACGAAGGGAAUUUUGUCGAUUAGCCAGUAACGCAGCACUGUGUGUGAUGUUUUAUUUAUACACGAUCGAAGCACAGCACGAAUGACGCGUGCCAG